Messenger RNA from Gadus chalcogrammus (walleye pollock), 1582 nucleotides. RefSeq names its product arfaptin-2-like. Gene Ontology annotation, molecular function: phospholipid binding; protein domain specific binding. Gene Ontology annotation, cellular component: trans-Golgi network membrane. The record is from RefSeq and is a predicted model, not a curated record. Lineage: Eukaryota; Metazoa; Chordata; Actinopteri; Gadiformes; Gadidae. Bases 337 to 1554 code for a protein of 405 amino acids. The transcript is spliced from 10 exons. Gene Ontology annotation, biological process: regulation of Arp2/3 complex-mediated actin nucleation; intracellular protein transport.
CGGUCAGAGCUUGGCUGGAGAGUGAGGGAUUUCUAAAAGAUUUAUGCAGGAAUGAUUGCAAAAAUAUAUAGGAAAGCAUCAUGCAAAGCCAUAUGCAUUUAGCCUCAAAUGAACCACAAGCGACGGUGUGUGUUUCGUCCGACAGUAUUUAACCUUUCAACGAUACUGCCACAUCAGCAACGCUGCCAUUAACCAACCAGAUCAUCGGUUACUCGUUUCAACACAAAACCCGGUAAUAUCGUAGAUUGAAAACCCGAAUCAAAAUAACCCUAUUACAUCUCAUGAGGGCAUUUCAUCGUCUGUAGAGGAUUCGUUAUUCUUUGAUAAGUGUUAGUGAUGGCAGACAGCAUCAUGAGUAAAGCUGCCACGAUGGAGAUCCCUAUUAACAGCAACGGGGAUACGGGGAGUCUGGCAGGGGAUGACAGCCUCGAGCAGGCUGCACAGAUUCAAUGGAGCUUAGAUGAGAAGGACUUGCAGCAGGUCAUGGUGUCGGGACCCAACCUCAACGAGACCAGUAUUGUGUCCGGGGGCUAUGGCGGCCCAGCUGGGGGGAUCAUCCCAACCAGCUCGAUCAAAGGCCCCGCCGUUCGUUACAACCCUGAAUAUUUGGACCGAAGGAGAACUCCUGAGCAGAGAACAGGUGUCGACAUCCGCAUGAAGGCCCGCGCCGCUAACAUCCAGCACAGCCCCCCGUCAGGUCAUCCAGUCACCAGCAUGAUUCAGCAGCACCCAGGCUCCAUGCACCACAGCCCUAGCGGCUCCGGGCUGGCGUCGGAGGAGGUGGCCCGCGGCGUCGCCGUGGAGAAGCUGGACAGCGUGAAGAAGUGGGGCAUCAACACCUACAAGUGCACCAAGCAGAUGCUGUCGGAGCGGUUUGGUCGGGGCUCCAGGACCGUGGACCUGGAGCUGGAGGCGCAGAUCGAGGUGCUCCGGGAGACCAAGGUGAAGUACGAGCAGGUCCUGAGGCUGGCCACCGCCCUCAUCAGCCACUUCAACAACAUGGUGCAGACACAGCAGGCCCUGGGCGACUCCUUCGCCGACCUCAGCCAGAAGUCCCCUGAGCUGCAGGAUGAGUUUGGUUACAACGCCGAGACCCAAAAGCUGCUGUGCAAGAACGGAGACAGCCUGCUGGGAGCCAUCAACUUCUUCGUCUGCAGCAUCAACACCCUGAUCAACAAAACCAUGGAGGACACCUUACUGACCAUCAGACUGUAUGAGGCUGCUAGGCUGGAGUUCGAUGCGUACCGGUCGGACCUGGAGGAGCUGAGCCUGGGGCCCCGAGACGCGGCGGCGGCGAUGAGGAUCGACGCUGCCCAGCAGGACUACCACCUCCACCGAGACAAGUACGAACGCCUCCGCAGCGACGUCACCAUCAAGCUCAAGUUCCUGGAGGAGAACAAGGUGAAGGUGAUGCACAAACAGCUGCUCCUCUUCCACAACGCCAUCUCUGCCUACUUCGCUGGCAACCAGCAGCAGCUGGAGCAGACUCUGGUCCAGUUCAACGUCAAGCUAAAGCCCGGAGCCGACAAACCCUCCUGGCUGGAGGAACAGUAGACUGCAACAUGCCGCAUACCUGGUGGGG